CCCAGCAGCAGCAGCAGCAGCUCUGCCUGCCUGCUGGAGAACAUGGCAGCUCUGUCCGCUCAGUCAUGCGGGCUCUUGGAGCGCUCCGUCCGGGACCGGUUCCCUCCUCUGCUCACCGACCUCUACCAGUUCACCAUGGCCUACGCUUACUGGCGGGCCGACCGGCACCAGGAGCCCGCUGUCUUCGAGCUGUUCUUCAGAGAAAACCCCUUCGGCGGAGGCUUCUCGCUGUUCGCUGGGCUGCAGGACUGCCUCCUGUUCCUGCGGAGCUUUCGCCUAACAGACGGAGAUGUGGAGUUCCUGCGCUCUGUCCUCCCUCCCAACACCGACCCCGCCUUCUUCGACUUCCUGAGAGGCCUCGACUGUUCAGCUGUGACGCUGCGCUCCGUCCCAGAGGGCUCUGUGGUGUUUGCCAGGGUGCCUCUGAUGGAGGUGGAGGGACCGCUGGCUGUGGUCCAGCUGCUGGAGACCAGUCUACUGUGUCUGGUUAAUUAUGCAAGUCUGGUGUGCAGUAAUGCGGCUCGUUUCCGCCUGGCGGCCGGACACAAGAGGAAGCUGCUGGAGAUGGGGCUCCGCCGCGCCCAGGGACCAGACGGGGGUCUUACAGCCUCACGCUACACGCACAUCGGAGGGUUUGAUCUCACCAGUAAUGUUCAGGCCGGUUUCCUUUUUGGGAUUCCUGUUGCCGGGACAAUCGCACAUUCUUAUGUCACUUCCUUCAGUUCUUUAGAGGAGGUUUGGCCACAGACGCUUGUUACAGCCAACGGAGACCCUGAUCCAGUCGAUGUGAUUUCUCUGACCAAAGGCUGGUUAAGGCGAGUCUGUGAGCUCCUUGAAGCAGAGCCUGGGAAAAUCCGUGAGGGCGAGCUUGCGGCUUUUCUAUCCUACGCCAUCGCCUACCCUCAUAACUUCCUGCCUGUGAUUGACAGCUACAGCGUGGAAUGUAGUGGGCUGUUAAACUUCUGUGCUGUGGCCUUGACGCUGUGUGAACUGGGUUACAAGCCUGUGGGGGUCCGUCUGGACAGCGGAGACCUCUGCAGCCAGUCCAUUGAAGUUCGCCGGGUUUUUACUCUCUGCAGCGAGCAGUUUUCCGUAUCAGCUUUUAAUUCUCUGAUCAUCGUAGGAACAAACAACAUCUCAGAGGAGAGCAUGACUGAACUCAACAAGAAGGCGAAUGAGAUCGACGUGGUCGGUGUUGGAACACAUCUGGUCACCUGCACCAAACAGCCAUCUCUUGGCUGCGUAUACAAGCUGGUGGAGGUGAGAGGAAGACCGAGGAUGAAGAUCAGUGAGGAACCAAAGAAGACCACAGUUGCAGGGAGGAAGGCCGUGUACCGAUUGUUAGAUGCUGACGGUCAUCCUUUUCUGGACUUACUGUGUCUUAAAGUGGAGCCCCCUCCUGAGGUGGGGUGUACAUUCACUUGCUAUCCUCUAGGGGGCGAUAACUUGCCUGUUUCAGUCACUCCAUCUCAGGUGACCUGUCUGCGAAAGGAAGUCUUCAUAGGAGGACAGGUCACAGAGCCUCUGUGCAGCGCUGCAGAAACUAGAGCAAAGGUCCAGAGCUCCCUGCAGACUUUGCACCCCCGGCAUAAGAAGCUGCAGGAGCCUGACGCAUACAUGGUGGCGCUCUCAGAAAAACUGCACAACUUGGUCACAGAGCUCCAAAAAGGCAGCAGCAAUGACAGCAACUUCCUGCUAGCCAACUAAAAAUGUGUUUUUUAUUUUUUGUUUUUAUUUCAGUCAAGUGCCUCCGAAUAAAAUGUGCUUCUGCUGAAACUAAAAUCUG
Cyprinodon variegatus (sheepshead minnow) is the source of this 1786-nucleotide messenger RNA. RefSeq names its product nicotinate phosphoribosyltransferase (gene naprt). Gene Ontology annotation, molecular function: nicotinate phosphoribosyltransferase activity. Bases 43 to 1707 code for a protein of 554 amino acids. NCBI's taxonomy places the organism in Eukaryota, Metazoa, Chordata, Actinopteri, Cyprinodontiformes, Cyprinodontidae. The record is from RefSeq and is a predicted model, not a curated record. The transcript has 13 exons. Gene Ontology annotation, biological process: NAD+ biosynthetic process.